Humulus lupulus (European hop) is the source of this 2916-nucleotide messenger RNA. Its product is annotated as BEL1-like homeodomain protein 10. The coding region runs from base 719 to 2614 and encodes 631 amino acids. The transcript is spliced from 5 exons. Gene Ontology annotation, biological process: regulation of transcription by RNA polymerase II. Gene Ontology annotation, molecular function: RNA polymerase II cis-regulatory region sequence-specific DNA binding; DNA-binding transcription factor activity, RNA polymerase II-specific. Lineage: Eukaryota; Viridiplantae; Streptophyta; Magnoliopsida; Rosales; Cannabaceae. The record is from RefSeq and is a predicted model, not a curated record.
GUCCACCAACUGGUGGUUAGGGUUUGAGCCCUCUUAAGCAAACAACCACCACCACCACCAGACAAUAUUCGUUGAACCCUUUCUUUUUUUUUUUUUUUUUUUUUGCUUCUUUUAUUAUUUCCUUUAAAUUGUCUUGAUUAAUUUAAGUAGGAGAAGAAGAAGAAGAAGAGAACAUUCUAGCGCGUUUUUAGCGUGUGUUUGGGUUUGUCACACGUGUAAAACUUACAAGCAUUGCCAAAGAAAUAUUCUGCUAACAAUUUAUUUUUAUUUUUAAAAAAAGUUAAACAAACCCGAAUAAUUUUAAUAUUAUAUUGUGGUUGGUACUGCUGUAGCUAUUAAAAUUGUCAAAUUAUUGAUAAUUAUAUAUUAUUAUUGUUGUGUGAGUUGGUGCCGUUGUUCCAAUGAUAAGGAGGUUGAUUUUUGUUUGGGGCUGUAUCUGUAUAUCUUUUUGGUCUUUGGGAUUAUUAGUUUUUUUUUCUUUUCUUUCUUUCUCUGUCUCCAUUUUAGGUAAGGCAUAAGGGAGUUUGUAUUGGCCGACUUUGGAAUUACAACACUUUUUUUGGGCAAAGGUUUCUUCUUCCCACUAAAGAAGCAUCAUUUGAUUGUUCUUGGAGCUUUCAGAUAUGGAUAUGCCAUUUAAUCGUGAAGAGCACUACAUCAAACUUUUUGAGGAGUUUCUUCGUUUUGAUACAUACAGAUCGAUAUUAGAAUCCAAAGUAUGGCUACUUAUGUCCCAAACCAAAGCUUAAAAAAAUGUGACUUGGCGAGUACUACCACAGCAGCCUAUGAGGAUGGUCACGAAGCAUUUGUUACAUGUCCUCAACCAUCUUUGAACCAAGCUUCACCCACUGAACCAUUCUCGAUGAGUUUUCAUGGCUCUUCAAAUUACUGCGUUGACUCAUCUCAAGGGAGAAACGAAAUGAUGUUUAUUCCAACGAUAGCCACCGACCCAGUUGGUAGCUCCAUGAAUGGUGAUGAUUCUUUGGUUAAUCAUCAGAAUAAUGUUCAUUACCAAGGUCAGGGCUUAUCUCUCAGCUUAGGCAAACAGAUUCAUGAGUCUCCAGUUUCUUUGACUUCUUUUCAUCAUGAUAACCAGUACCAUUAUUCAUCGAACCCUAGUCUUUCUUCUGAUAUGGGUACUUGUCUACCAAGUAAUAAUAUGGGAAUGGGAUUGGGAAGCAACCAACAAAACGUUGAGAGCUUCAAUUUUAUGGCAUCUGGGUUCUUGGGAAUCAACAACAACAACAAUUCAAUCAAAACGGAGUGUUUUGGAAAUCAAAUAAUGCAGCAGGGUGAAAGAUAUCAUGAUCAAUAUGAUCAACCAUCAUGUGGUUUCAAUAACUUCAAGUACCUCAAGGCUGUCCAGGAAUUGCUUGCUGAAGUGGUGAAUGUUCGAAAGGCUUUGAACAAACACCAGAAUCAUAAGUUUCAGGGGAAUGGAUCAGAUGGUUUUAAAGAAAGCGAUUUGAAAUCAAACGGUCCUUCUGCGGAUCCUAGUGAAUCAACCGCUAACUCCUCUUGUGAGCUAUCUUCAACCGAACAACAGGACUUGCAAAACACGAAGACCAAACUCAUGUCCAUGUUGGACGAUAUAGACAUAAAAUACAAGCAAUAUUAUAACCAAAUGCAAACCGUGGUGUCGUUUUUGGACAAUGUGGCCGGGCGUGGGGCCGCGGAGCCAUACACUUCACUAGCCCAGAAAACAAUCUCACGCCAUUUCCGGUGCUUGCGAGAUGGGAUCAGUAGUCAAAUCCAAGCCAUCCAAAGAAGACUUGGGGAACAAGACAAUGGUCAAAACUCAGCUAUACCUCGUCUCCGCUAUGUUGACUUAAAGCUCAGACAACAGAGGGGGCUUAAUCAGCUUGCCGCCAUGCGACAUGCUUGGAGACCUCAGAGGGGUCUCCCAGAAACCUCUGUUUCGAUCCUCCGUGCCUGGCUUUUCGAGCAUUUCCUUCAUCCUUAUCCAAAAGAAUCAGAGAAAGUUGUCCUAGCAAAGCAAACAGGGUUGACCACAAAGCAAGUGGCGAACUGGUUUAUCAAUGCCAGAGUACGGCUUUGGAAGCCCAUGGUUGAAGAGAUGUACAAGGAAGAGUUCAACGAUUUGGAGAUGAACUCCAAAGAAGCAGGAGGAGGAGGAGGAGCAGCAGUUGAUUCUUCGUUUGAGGAGAAUAGGAGGGAAGAGAUGAAUCCUCUUCAAACUCAGAAUCGUCGUUUGCGUGACGAAACUAACGUCACGGACUCCGAAACGACAAAGUCACCAGUCCAUAACGCUGGCGUUUAUCUGGACGACGACACUGUCCGUACUAGUACUACUACUAAUACCAGCACCAACCAGAACCAGAACCAGAACCAGGCGUCGUAUGAUGAUAUAUCAGAGUUGAGCAGCAUCGUAGUUCGUAACGAGCGCCACGUGUCGCUGGCGUUGGAGUUGCGCCACUGCGAAAGUGAUGGAUUUUCCACGUUGGGCGGGUCCCAUAUGAGGGGUGAUGACGAGUCAGCUUCGCAAGCUUCUCUGGAUUAUCAUUGCCUGGAAACAGAGCAGCAGGAACGACGCAGGUUCAGCAGCAACCCUCACCUGUUGCAUGAUUUUGUAGUGUGUCAUUUAAAAAAUUAAAAUAAAUAAAGAAUGAUAAUUUAGCUUCUAACGUUCAGAUUGUGGAAAGUUGGAAACCCCAUAAAAAAAAAAUAAUAAUAAAAGCAAGAAAAUAUUUCAUGUGCUGUUACUUUCGGUCUUUGUCUUUUUUUUUUUUUUUUCUUUUGUUACCCUGUUUCAUUGGUUAGAGAGCUUAAAUUACCAAAAAAAAUAUAUAUUGGGCAGUACAGUUAGGAGAUAUCAUGUAGAUACAUACAUACAACAUUAAUGUAGAGUGAUUUGUAAUGGUACCAUGAAUAAACAAACGUAUCUGUUCAUUGAAA